Molecule: messenger RNA, 1534 nt
Organism: Sorghum bicolor (sorghum)
Lineage: Eukaryota; Viridiplantae; Streptophyta; Magnoliopsida; Poales; Poaceae
Product: GDSL esterase/lipase At1g54790
Exons: 5
Coding region: 234-1382 (382 amino acids)
Molecular function (GO): hydrolase activity, acting on ester bonds
Source: RefSeq, a predicted model, not a curated record
UAAUAAUGGCCUCCCCCCAGGCCCCCUUGACACCCCAGACUCAAAUCAAAUCUGCAUUGUCCCUGCUCCAAAGCUUCAGCUUCAAGCAUUAGCAACCUCCACCACCACCUCCUCCUCCUCCUCACCUGGAGUAGUAGCAAGCAGCAACACAUCACAGCAGAGCUGAGCGGAGCGGAGUAGAGUAGAGUAGGGAGCUGGGCAGGGGAGCCCCAACCGCCAGACCCGCCGCGGCCAUGCGUUUCACGGUGCUGCUCCUCGGCGUGGCCGCGCUGCUCUGCCUCGGCGGUGGCGGCCGUGCGGCGGCGUCCACGGACUUCAACUUCCCGGCGGUGUUCAACUUCGGGGACUCCAACUCCGACACCGGCGGCCGCGUGGCCGCCGGCUUCGAGGCCAUCUUCCCGCCCUACGGCUCCACCUUCUUCGGCGGUCCCGCCGGCCGCUUCUGCGACGGCCGCCUCAUCAUCGACUUCCUCAUGGAGGCAAUAGAUAUGCCACUCCUCAAUGCGUAUUUGGAUUCUCUUGGUACACCAAGCUUUCGGACCGGUGUUAAUUUUGCUCAAGCUGGAUGUUCAAUCACACCAGCAAAGCCAACAUCAGUCAGCCCAUUUUCAUUUGGUCUCCAGAUUAAGCAAUUCUUUGCCUUCAAGGAUAAAGUUACUAAGCUCCUGUCUAAAGGAGAUAUGUACAGGAAAUAUAUUCCUCAGGAAGAUUACUUUUCAGAGGGACUCUACAUGUUUGAUAUUGGGCAAAAUGAUCUUGCUGGUCAAUUCUAUUCAAAAACAGAGGACCAAGUCAUUGCAUCCAUUCCAACUAUUUUGUUGGAAUUUGAAAAUGGUCUCAAGAAACUAUAUGACCAAGGUGCUAGGAAAUUCUGGAUUCACAACACAGGUCCCCUCGGCUGCUUACCUCAAAACAUAGCCUUGUUUGGCAAAGACCCAUCCCAAUUGGAUGAGCUUCACUGUGUAGCAAAGCACAACCGUGCUGCAAAACUUUUCAACAUCCAGCUGCAUGCGCUUUGCACAAAGUUGAGAGGAGAAUUCGCUGGAGCCAGCAUAACUUAUGUGGACAUCCACACAAUCAAAUACAACCUGAUCGCCAACUACUCUCGAUAUGGGUUCGAGCAUGCCACUCAAGCAUGCUGUGGAUAUGGAGGUCCACCCCUGAACUAUGAUGGUAACGUACCAUGUGGACAGACAGUGUCUGUGAAUGGUAAGCUGGUAACUGCAAAAGGGUGCAGUGACACUACUGAAUUCGUCAAUUGGGAUGGAAUACACUACACAGAAGCUGCAAACUUCCAUAUUGCAUCGCAGAUCCUGACCGGGAAAUACUCUGAUCCUCCGUUUGUGGAUAAGAUGCCAUUCGUCCUAAAACCUAGAUUCUGAUUAGCAUACACUUACCUUUUUCCCCUUUACUCAACCACUUUAACAGCAUUGGUUGCAGAUACGAUGUACUCCGUAGUUAUUACUUGUCAAUAACCAUAUAUAGCAUGAUGUCAAAAAUAAAAUCAUAUAUGGCUUGGUUUCAGUUGCCUAUA